Messenger RNA from Striga hermonthica, 681 nucleotides. The record is from the annotation of a GenBank genome assembly. Lineage: Eukaryota; Viridiplantae; Streptophyta; Magnoliopsida; Lamiales; Orobanchaceae.
AUGGAAGGAAGUAGGAAUGAUACUGAGAGGAGUUGCGGUGACAUCCAAGCAUCAAAUUCAUUUGUAGACAGUGUGUUAUUGAAAAGCCCCCAAAGUUGCACCCACACCCACACUUGCAACCCGCCAGGCCCGGGCGCUACCCAUACUCACACGUGCUAUCACGCUCACACACACGUAAUCCCAUCCGAGCAGGAUAGAAGCCCGGUUUCCACAUCCCACAGGCCAGCUGGAAACCGAGAGGCUGUGAGGAAGUACAGAGAGAAAAAGAAGGCUCACGCGGCCUAUCUUGAGGAGGAGGUCAAGAAAUUGAGACGCACGAACAAGCUGCUGAUGGGAAAACUACAGAGGCAGUCGGUUCUUGAGGCAGAGGCUGCGAGGCUCAGGGGCAUUUUGGUCAAUCUAAGAGGAAAAAUCGAUUGUGAGCUGGGCGAUUGUCACAGACCGUAUAGUUGGGUCAAUGAUGUAAGAGGAGGUGAAUGUGGACCACGACUGGCUGGUGGCGCGGAUGAUGUGGCAUGCGGGUUGGGUGGCCUUGUGGGCUCAUAUGAUGGUAUUAGUGAGUGCGGAAAAGGGAUGGCUAAUUGGGGAGGCACUUGUGGGCCCGUAAAUGUCGAGUGUGAAACUGAUGAGAAAUUUGUAGAAAGCGCAGAGAAAUGCUUGCAGGACUCGUUGGCAGUAUAA